AUGCUCAUUUACACAUGGACGAUUCUUAUUGCUGCUCUGUCAAUAUCGAAUAAUGUGUGCAAUUGUCUCAGACCUCGUGGAAUUGGAUUGAUUCGUCUACCCUUCGGUGUUUCUGAUCAUCGUUCUGGUCCUUAUCUCCCAAAUUUGUACAUCGCUGGUAACAAAUUGUACCAUCGAACCCAAUCGGUUCCCGAUGUCUCGCUUCCCGGACAGGAGAAACAUUUCUCCGGACACGCUCAACUCAAUCCAUUCACACACAUGGUCGCCGUGGGAACCAACAACGAUUUUGGAGAUUCUUGGGGAGCGGGAUAUGCUCUUCAGGGCGUCAAUUUUCUAAAUUUAAAUCUCCGCAAGAAUUACAUGGAAUAUGCGAAUAUGCCGCAUUUGUUCACUGAUGGACAACAUCAACCAUUUCAAAACUCAUUCAUCGUCGGUGCUGAAGUGGAUAAUGAGAAAUUCACAAGCCACGCCGUAGCCCUCGAUAUUCCACUACCCGGAAUCAAUGAGAUGUUCGAUUUCCAAGAGGAAACUCUUGAGAAGCAUGACGAGGAGCUGACAGACAUCUACCAUACCCGAAUGAAUUUUCCGAUUCCGACGACGAAUCAACGAUUUCCGUUUAAAGCGCACUUCUACGAACGUGAAAACGACAUUGAUCUCAAUUUUGCCCACAUCAUUCCCAAUCUCAAUUUGCACUUGGUCGAUCGUGAAAAGAUUGUUGACCAACUCAUUCAAAAUAAGGCGAAUCCAACAUUGGUCGGGUGA
Caenorhabditis bovis is the source of this 762-nucleotide messenger RNA. The record is from the annotation of a GenBank genome assembly. Lineage: Eukaryota; Metazoa; Nematoda; Chromadorea; Rhabditida; Rhabditidae.